CCUUCUUGGGCAAAAGGCUGGCGUAAUAGAAAACAGACACGAGUCAGAAUGUGAGGCAUUCACAGGAGAAAGAGUUCAGUUCCGUCCUCACUGAGUGGAUAAGUCAGGAGAGGAUAAACAGAAAAGGCUAAGUAGUCUUAUUAUACAAUGUUUGUUGUUUUUACUAUGUGGGGGAGAUUAUGUUGUUGGUAGCUAGUGUGUCACAGCAUCAGAUCAGGAUCAGGAUGGACCCUCCAUGCCAUCGGCACGGACUUGGCACGGGAUGGCCGUGAAAAUGUGGACAAAGUUAUGUCUYAACAGAGUGUGCAGUGCAACUUCUUCUCCAGAUUCUAGUUGAAAAGCCUCUAUGACCACCAUGAGCUGGAGCUUUCUCACGCGUCUUCUGGAAGAGAUCCACAACCAUUCCACCUUUGUGGGGAAAGUGUGGCUCACGGUGCUCAUCAUAUUCCGCAUUGUGCUGACCGCUGUGGGGGGCGAGUCCAUCUACUCUGACGAGCAGACCAAGUUCACCUGUAACACCAAGCAGCCCGGUUGUGACAACGUGUGCUACGAUGCCUUCGCCCCKCUCUCACAUGUCCGCUUCUGGGUUUUCCAGAUCAUCAUGAUCUCCACCCCCUCGGUAAUGUACCUGGGCUACGCCAUCCACAAGAUAGCCCGCACCUCCGAGUUGGAGCGCCGGAAGUUCCACCGCCGGAAGAAGCUCAUUCAUGCUCAAAGGUGGACGGAAAGCCACCCGCUUGAGGAGGUGCUGGAGGAGGAUGAGGACAACAAUGCAGAGCCUAUGAUCUACCAGGAGGAGAUGGUGGAAGCUCAAGAAGUCAAGCCUGAGCCGGACAAGCCGCAGAAACAUGACGGCCGCCGGCGGAUCAUGCAAGAGGGCCUGAUGAGAAUCUAUGUCCUUCAGCUACUGUCCCGGGCCGUGUUUGAGAUCGGRUUCCUGGUGGGCCAGUAUCUUCUCUAUGGCUUCCGUGUUAAUUCAUCAUAUGUGUGCAAUAAGGUGCCCUGUCCCCACAAUGUAGACUGCUUUAUUUCUCGGCCGACGGAGAAGACCAUCUUCCUGCUCAUCAUGUAUGUCGUCAGCUGCCUCUGCCUGCUCCUCAACGUGUGUGAGAUGUUCCACUUGAGCAUUGGAACAUUCCGAGACACUCUCCGCAAGAGGAGGAAUCAGGGGGGUCGACAGCCCUCGUAUAGUUACCCGUACUCCCAUAACAUCCCCGCAUCUCCCCCCGGGUACAACCUGGUCAUGAAGUCAGACAGGCCCAACCGGAUUAUCCCCAACAGUCUAAUUAUGCACCAUGAGCAGAACAUGGCCAACGAUGUCCAGGAACAUAAACAAGAGUGCACCAGUCCAGAUGACAACAUCCCCUCGGACCUGGCCAGCCUGCACCGCCACCUACGGGUGGCCCAGGAGCAGCUCGAAAUGGCCUUCCAGACCUACAACACCAACAAGAACCAGCCCACCUCGAGGACAAGUAGUCCUGGAAGCACCAUGGCAGAGCAAAUCAGGGUCAACACAACCCAGGAGAAACAAGGAGCCAGGCCGAAAUCAGCCACUACAGAGAUUGCUGGGACCGUUGUAAAAAAUGGAAAGAGUUCUGUAUGGAUUUAGGAAUUAUUAACUUCACAUGGUACAGUAAUCGUAGUGAAAAGUAAUUUUCAAUCUCCAGGACCAUAUUCUGUGGAUAAUGGAAGAUGUGAAAUGAGACAAGAUAGUUAAAAGCUUUGGAGCGUGAAUCGAUUGCACUGCCUGAAUAGAUUUAGCUUUGUCACAAGGAGAAACCAGCAGUGUGAUGUGUCGGAUCAGGAGCACACAAAAUAUGCACUAUUUACAUGCGAUAUCAAAACAAUGGUAAACAUAAAAAGGAAAAACAAACAUGAAGAUAUCACUAAAUACAGUAAUAGUGUAUCCUAUUAUUAGGGUGUCUUUUUGUGCUUUAAAUAACAUAGCUUGAACAUAGUUAAUAUAUGCAUAUGUUGCUUAGUCAAACAUUUCUUAUUUUAGCUACUUACAAAUAUAGGGAGAUUUAAAAUGAACCAUGAUGGCAAUAUAUUUUGAAUUAUUUUUACUGGGAUUAUUAAUUUAACCUUGCUUUUGAACUGGAUUAAUUUGACAGAAUAUAUUUAUAAUGUCUUUAAAACUAUAACAAUAUGCAAGUGUGUCUAUUUUAAAUUGUGACUAGUUAAAAGCAAUACCGUGGUAAGCACAUUUUAAUGGCACUACGAUUGAAUCCUGAUGAUGUUUAAGAAAAGGACAGUGAACCAAAUGUGAAAAGUAAUCUAGAAAUUCCUAACUGUUCAGAUUUGCACUUGGAACCUUUUAACUAAUUUUGAGUUGUAUUAAGACAUUUAAAAAAAUAUGCAUUAACAAUUUAUUUGAGGAAGAAAUGCUGGAUAUGUAUGGGUUAGGUUGAAAGAUAAGAUGUGAAAUGUUAUAGGACAAAUGGUGUUCCAUCAGCAGAAGUUUGAGCAACACUGUUCUCCGUAGAGUAAGAUUUUAUUUCACUCUACUUUUCAAAGCUUUGUUGUAAGAUUACAUUUUUAUUUAGCAUUCUGCAGUGUCGGAAUAAAUUAGUUAAAGAAGAAGUGAAAGAAAAAGGUAAGUAGGUUGUUGUUUUGAAAAUUUGAACGACCAAUUUCUGAUAGUUUCUGCUGUUUUUGUGGGCCAAAUAAUGAAUUAAUUUACUUUGCUACAUUUUAACACAAUGUACAUAUACAGUACAUUGCACAUAGUAGAAG
This is a messenger RNA of Salvelinus sp. IW2-2015, 2736 nucleotides long. The record is from RefSeq and is a predicted model, not a curated record. Lineage: Eukaryota; Metazoa; Chordata; Actinopteri; Salmoniformes; Salmonidae.